GAAUGUUAAAGGGGUAAAAGCGUAAAAAACGGUCUGUGUCUUUCCUCUUUUGUUUGUUAUUCCGUUUCAUGGAAGCAUCCAUAAAAUAUUUGAAUUCUCUCGGAACUCGAAUCUGAACCCGCCAUUUCUCACUUUCUCUAUCUCUGCUAUUUCUAAAUGAAACCCUAAUUCAAUUCCCUUCACUGCGAAAGAACAAUACCAUAAAACAUUUUUCCCAAAUGGCUUCGUCAAUUCAUUACUCAGUAGAUGACAAAGAUUUCGAUGAUGCAGAGCUUUGGGCAGUAAUCGAUUCCGCUGCAGCUACGCAUUCUUCUUCAAAUCGAAAACCUUUAGCAAUUAAACAAUCUCCUAAUAUUCAAUCCCAUACUUCCAUUUCCAAGAUCUCUCCGAAAUUGUUAAUUAACAGUCGCAACAACCAGUUGGAGGAAGAUGUUAGGGUUCCAGUGGAUGGUGAAGUAAUACAAGAGCCUCCUCGGUUUUAUGGUCCACCUCGAAAAAUUGCAAAACCUAAUAGUCCCUGUUUUAGUGAAGAUAGUGGUAAUAAUAGAUUGGCUGUUGUUAACAAUAUGCAAAGAACACCAAAACUCAACAGUCCUGGUUUUGGUGGUGAAGAUAAUAAUAAUAAUCGGAUGGUUGUUGUUAAGAAUUUGAAGCAGACACCAACUACGCCACCGCCAUCGUCAUAUUCGUCUCUCGAUACUGGAAGGUUUUCUGUGCAAGAAGUUAGCCCUACGGCCGAGGUUUCUCCUUUCAAUUUCCCUGAAGAUGAUGGAAGUAUGAAGCAUAGUUUGUUGGGAAGAUUUCCUUCUGUUUCGUUGUUUAAGGAUUAUCAGAAUGCAGCCAUGGCGAUACUUGAGAAGACUGAUUACACGAUGAUUUCUGGGAAUCCGUUCAUCAAGAAAACAGGGUGGAGGAAAAUAUCAUUUUACUUCAAUCUUUCGUUUGAGAUCAAGGACAAGUCCAUUAAAUUUGAUGAGAACCGGAAUGUUCUACGUGCAGAAUUUGUGGCUCGGGCAUACAUGCAAGGUGGUAGGUUCUCAGAUGGAUGGGGCUCGUGUGAUCUGCGGGAAAAACGGUUUUUAAAACCAAACCAUGACAUUCCUAGCACGGCAGAAACCAGAGCCAAGAAUAAAGCAUGCCAAGACCUGCUAGGGAUUGGAGAGUACCCCCCUGGUUCGACCAACUCUCAUGGAUGAAAUCAAUCAUUUGUUCUCCACCUGAUUUUUCAGGUUCUUCAAAGAAAUUGACUGUGUAACCCAGAAAAGGCAUGCAACUGCACGGAUUACAUUUCACUCUGAUACAAUUGGAAAGCAGACAAAGGAAAAGCACAGGUAAAAAUUUCCUGUAAAAGAUAUUCUUGGACAAGUGAUUUUGAGUGGUCUUUUCUUUUCGUUCUUUCAUUCUUACCACUAUACUCCUUAAGAAGAGUGGUCUUCCAAUGUAUCAUAUCAUUUAAAAGCCUAAUUCCCUGCUCUAUAGGUUUCUUUUCUCCAUCAUAAAAAUACAUUUAUUGUUAAGUAAGAUUCCUAAAUGAUUAUAAAUAAGUGGGGAAAACUACAGUGCAAGUAGUAAAAGGGUCGUCUUAUGUACUCCCUCCUUACCUAUCA
Messenger RNA from Papaver somniferum (opium poppy), 1607 nucleotides. RefSeq lists its product as uncharacterized. Lineage: Eukaryota; Viridiplantae; Streptophyta; Magnoliopsida; Ranunculales; Papaveraceae. The transcript is spliced from 5 exons. The record is from RefSeq and is a predicted model, not a curated record. Bases 219 to 1196 code for a protein of 325 amino acids.